UAGAAGAUUGUUAUAUGCCGUUUCUGUUGCCGCCGCUCAACAUUUUUCUUUAACCUGAAGUAUAAAAAAAAUACUACAACCCUUCGUUCAUCCUUCUCUAAAACCCUCACACACACUCUCUCUGACUCUCUAACGUAUUUUCUCUCUAAAACCUCUCUGUGUGAAAGUUCUCAGUUUGUUCACUCUCUGUUUAUUGGUUAAGGAAAGCAAAAAUGGCGUCCGAAGGAGGUAACCUGAAGUCGACCUCCAUAAACGGUAUGAAGGUGUAUAGUUUGGCAUCACAGAACCGCUCACACGCCUCUUGGCUUGACCCUAAGAAGCUUCGAGCUCUUCGCAAGGACAAAAAUUACUCGCAAAGGGUGGACUUGAUUCAGGAUCUGAGGUUUGAAACUGCAACCACCAAGAUUAAGGCAACUCCUGAUGGGGAGUUUCUUAUAGCGUCAGGUAUAUAUCCACCACAGGUCAAAGUGUACGAGCUAAGCCAAUUAUCACUAAAGUUUGAGAGGCACUUGGAUUCAGAGAUAAUUGAUUUUCAGGUUCUGGAUGAGGAUUAUUCGAAGCUUGCAUUUUUAUGCGCUGAUCGCUCUGUUUAUCUACAUGCUAAAUAUGGAAAACAUUAUAGUUUGCGGAUUCCAAGGAUGGGGAGAGAUAUGGCGUAUGAUUGCUGGUCCUGUGACUUGCUUUGUGCUGCCUCUUCUCCGGAUCUGUACAGAAUUAAUUUAGAACAGGGACGAUUCCUGUCCUCCCUUACUACACAAUCACCAGCAAUAAAUGUGGUUUCUCGAAGCAAACUCCAUGGGCUGGUUGCAUGUGGUGGUGAGGAUGGGGCAAUAGAAUGUUUUGACUUGAGAAUGAGAUCUUCAGUGGGUAGAAUUGACGCUGUUGCACCCACUGGUGAUAUUGAUCAGGAGGUCACUUCAUUGGAGUUUGAUGGAGAUGGGGGUUUCCAGUUGGCUGUAGGAAGUAGCAGAGGAAAGGUGCUAAUCUAUGACUUGCGUUCAUCUUCUCCUGUACGAGUUAAGGAUCACAUGUAUGGCAGUCCUAUAUUGGACAUUAAGUGGCAUCGUACUCUGAAUUCUGAACACCCAAAGUUAAUUACCACUGAUAAUCAUGUUGUUAGGAUAUGGGAUCCAGAAACGGGAGAAGGCAUGACCAGUAUUGAACCAACGGCUGGAGCUAUAAAUGAUAUUUGCAUAUUCAAUGGCAGUGGGUUGAUGUUGUUAGCUCUAGACUGCAGCCAGAUACCAUCUUACUUCAUACCUGCUCUGGGACCUGCUCCCAAGUGGUGUUCUAACCUGGAAAAUCUAACGGAAGAGCUAGAAGAGGGUGCACAAACAACCAUAUAUGAUAAUUUCAAAUUUUUGACAAAAGAAGAACUUGAGAGGUUGAAUCUGACUAAUCUGAUUGGCACCAAUCUUGUACGAGCCUACAUGCAUGGGUUUUUUAUUGAUUAUCGGCUGUAUAAAAAGGCAAAAUCAUUGGUGGAUCCUUUUGCAUAUGAUGCUUACUUGGAACAGAAAAAGAAUGAGAAAUUGGAAAAAGAACGUGCAUCUCGAAUUACGAUUCGGAAGAAACUACCCAAGGUUAACCGGCAGCUUGCAGCUCGUAUUCUUGAAAAUGGAGAAGCAGAAAAUGAAUAUAAAGAUGCUGAUGUCGAGAUUAAAAAAACAUCCAAGAAAAAGAAAGGAAUUAGCAGUGAAAUAUUCAAAGAUGAGCGGUUUGCAGAAAUGUUUAGAGAUGAGGAAUUUGAAAUCGAUGAGUCCUCCCGUGAGUAUCUGGCUUUACAUCCAGUGGCUUCCACAAAGCAACCAUCUUUAGUGGAUGAACAUUUUGAUCCUGUCAUGGAGGAUGAAGAUCUGAGUUUAAGUGAUUCUGAUGCCUCAGCAGCAUCUCAGUCAUCAGAAGGUGAACUUAGCGACGGAGAUAUUCAUACAAAGAAGAAAGCACGAGUUCCAAGACUGCAUGAAGUUAAGGAUGAGCGGCAUGCAGAGGCAUUCUGGAAUGAUGUUUCACUUGCAAAGGAGGACAAGCUUCCUAUUGGAGAGAGAGUGGCAGCUCUCAAGCAUGAUCAUCGGCCUUCUGGUAUUCCAAGUGACAUCAAGGUUGGGCCAGGUGGAUCACGAGAGAUUUCCUUCGUUUCCAGAAGUUCAGCCAAGUACAAGGAAGAUGACGAGGACAGAGAACAGCAUCGCGGGAAGAAAAGGGGGGUCCAAUCAUUGGGGCUUAAGCCGGAUAGACCAAGAUUUGGAGGCCAAGGAAGGGGAGGAAGAGGAAGAGGAGGAGGAGGGAAUCGUGGCAGAGGUAGAAGAGGAAGAGGCAGAGGCAGAGGCAGUUGGUAAAUGUGUCUUGAAUUUAUAUAUCUGUGAAUGGUCUCUUAAUUCACCUUAUAGCAUGAUCUCGCUGGGUCCAUCUGAUUAUGGUGAUCAGAGUCAUCAGACACAAGUUCAAGUUCAUGACGUGAGCAGAUCCGGUUAAGAGCUGCUUAGGUUUCCUAGUUAAAUUAUGAAUGAGUAUUUUUAAUGUUAUAGCAAAAAUUUUCGUAAUUCCCCCCUUUUUACCUUUGGGGGUGAGUAUACGGAACUGCGAUUUUGAUUUUCCAUAUAUAUAAUAGAUAUAUUAUUAUUCUCAGGUCUCAA
Quercus lobata is the source of this 2636-nucleotide messenger RNA. RefSeq names its product embryo sac development arrest 7 (gene EDA7). The coding region runs from base 213 to 2339 and encodes 708 amino acids. The transcript is spliced from 16 exons. Gene Ontology annotation, molecular function: protein binding. The record is from RefSeq and is a predicted model, not a curated record. Gene Ontology annotation, biological process: maturation of SSU-rRNA from tricistronic rRNA transcript (SSU-rRNA, 5.8S rRNA, LSU-rRNA). Lineage: Eukaryota; Viridiplantae; Streptophyta; Magnoliopsida; Fagales; Fagaceae. Gene Ontology annotation, cellular component: nucleus; nucleolus; 90S preribosome.